Paramormyrops kingsleyae is the source of this 4517-nucleotide messenger RNA. Its product is annotated as histone-lysine N-methyltransferase KMT5B-like. Lineage: Eukaryota; Metazoa; Chordata; Actinopteri; Osteoglossiformes; Mormyridae. The record is from RefSeq and is a predicted model, not a curated record. Gene Ontology annotation, molecular function: histone H4K20 methyltransferase activity; protein binding. Gene Ontology annotation, cellular component: nucleus.
GCUUUUGAAACCGAGCUUGUAUUUCAUAUGUGGUCGUUGGUCCGAGCGUACAGUGGGUCUAUUUCUUGUCGGCGGCGGUGCUACGGUCCCUUCUAUCCUUCCUGUGCUCGCCGCCAUCUUGAAUUUUAAUGCUAAUUUCUGGAAAUUUUUGUUUCCUCUGAUAUUUUACCGAAGGAAUUUCACGGCGUGUCCGGCUCGUAGCAACGGGCAAGUCUAACCCAAGUGAAAGGUUAAGGAAACACACUUGAAUUUGCCUAUCCACACAUUGCAGGUCACCUUAAGCACAGAGACUAAAUGCAACUGGACCAGGUGGUUUGUUGGUAUGAAGUGGAUGGGAGAAUCCAAGAACAUGGUAUUAAAUGGCAGGCGAAAUGGCAGCAGGUUCCCCAGUGAACAGCCCUUGAGCCAAUCCCGUCCUCAGCACUCCCAGCGGGCCCAUCUGCGCCACAACAAGCGUUCCCCCAGCAGCAGGAGAUGUAGCCGGAGAUUCAGCGCGGCUCCCCUGGAGGCAGAGAGGCGCUAUGUCCCCUCCUCGGGUAUGACCGCCAAAGAGCUUUGUGAGAAUGAUGACCUCACUACCAGCCUGAUUCUUGACCCCUAUUUGGGUUUUCAGACUCACAAGAUGAACACCAGGUUUCGACCCAUCAAGGGAAGACAAGAGGAGUUGAAGGAAGUGAUUGAGGGUUAUAAGAAGCACGAUGACCUAGAGAAGGCUUUCAAUGCUUUGAUCGCAGGGGACUGGGCCAGACACUACUUUCUGCACAAGAACAAGGCCCAGGAGAAACUCUUCAAAGAGCAUGUGUUUGUUUAUUUACGGAUGUUUGCUGCUAAUAGUGGAUUUGAGAUUCUUCCUUGUAAUCGCUAUUCAUCUGAGCAAAAUGGAGCUAAAAUCGUCGCUACAAAAGAGUGGAAGAGGAACGAUAAGAUCGAGUACCUGGUGGGCUGCAUCGCCGAGCUGUCGGAGAGCGAGGAAAACCUGCUGUUGCGGCAUGGGGAGAAUGACUUCAGUGUCAUGUACUCCACCCGCAAGAACUGUGCCCAGCUCUGGCUGGGACCUGCUGCCUUCAUCAACCAUGAUUGUCGGCCAAACUGCAAGUUUGUAUCUACUGGUCGGGAUACUGCUUGUGUCAAGGUUCUUAGAGACAUUGAACCAGGGGAAGAAAUCUCCUGUUACUAUGGUGAUGGUUUUUUUGGAGAAAACAAUGAAUUCUGUGAAUGCUACACUUGUGAAAGAAGAGGCACUGGUGCUUUUAAAUCCAAUGCUGGCCUACCUGUGGUAGCUCCUGUAAUCAACAGCAAAUAUGGACUGAGGGAGACAGACAAGCGGCUCAACAGGCUGAAGAAGCUGGGAGAGGUUAACAAGAACUCGGACAGUCAGUCUGUGGGCUCCCAUACAGAUGCAGAUUCUCAGGAAAAGCCAAGCGCACAUUCAUCUGCAAAGAAAAGGACGUCCACCAGUGUGAAAAAGUUCACCAAAACCCGGACAUUAACCAGGCAGUCUUUGUCAAGAACUCCUACCUCUACCUCACCUUCUAAACAAAGUCAUAUGAAUAACUCCAGGGUACCAAAGAAACUAAAAUCGAAACCCGCAAAGCCUUUGCCAGCUAAAGUCAAGUUGAGGAGUCGAUGCAGGGGAGCAGAGCAGAAAGCCUCUGUUAAAAUUGAUUCUGGAUCCCUGGGUCUCAAAGAGCCCAAGGUGGUCCUUUGCAAGAAUGUCCCGGUAAAGAAAGAGAGAGACAUAGCAGGACCUGCUAAGGUAGAGGGCUCCAGGGGUUGCUUGACACGCCAUGCGGCAAAGGAAAACAAUCAUGACUCUCUAAAGGGUGCUUCUUUGUGUGAUGGAAGCUUAUCAUGCACUUAUAGAACUCGAAGGUCAACCAGAACUCAGGGGCCUGCCAGCAUUAAGCUUGAACCAAAUCCGCUGGAAGGCCUCAUGCCUAUUCCGGGAGGGGUGGUCAUUAAAACAGAGCCUGUGGAAGAAUGCGUGACAGAUGGGCUCGUGCUGAACAAGCCCAACCUGGAGACCAACUGCCCCAGGAAGGGCAACUGCCCACGGCGGAAACGAUUACAGGUCAAGCCAGACAGGACAAUAAAGGUAGAGGAAAGGGAAGGUUAUGGAGAAGGCUUUCAGGAGGACCUGUGCAAUGCUGAUAGGACUGACUGUGGAAAGGUGCUCCUUGGCCUCCCAGAGAAACCUCGGGAUUACAACAGGAUGACCAAUGGUGGAAAGUUUCUUGGCAGUGACAAAUCCAAGGACAGCUGCCGAGCCUUUGGUAAAGGCAAGAAGAAGCGUCAGAUCACUCGCUACGAUGCACAGCUGAUCCUGGAGAACAACUCGGGCAUCCCCAAGCUCACGCUCCGUCGGCGGAGGGAUAGCAGCAGUAGCAAGACCAAUGAGCCGAGCGAGGUGGACAUGGUCAACUCCUCCAAAAUCAGCAUCAAGUUCAGCAAGGACCAUGACAAGGACAAGAGUAGCUCCUACGUGGCCAAGCUGAAUAAUGGCUUUAGCUCAGGGGGCCACAACUCCACCAAGCUGAAGAUACAGCUGAAGCGUGAGGAGGACAGCCGGGCCAUUACACAGGCUCAUCCGGGUGAGCUGUCAUCCGACGGGGUUGUCACUGGGGUUUUAGGGGAGGGUCUUCAGUGCAUGGGUGGGGGUCACCCAAAUCAGAACGCAGAGUCCUCAUCGUCCGAGGAGGAGGAGGAGGAGGAGGAGGAAGAUGACUACUAUGAUGAAGAGUUUGAGGAUGACUUCAUUCCACUUCCACCGGCCAAACGUCUUCGACUCAUCGUAGGGAAAGAUUCCAUAGACAUUGACAUCUCCUCAAGGAGAAGAGAGGAUCAGUCUCUGAGGCUCAAUGCAUAAGCUCUGAAAGUCAUGUCUUGACUUUAAUGUUCAUUUGCAAUCAGCUCUGUGUUGAUGUUUAAAAAAAUAAAUGAAUAAGCUGAUGAAAAUAAAAAACCCAUAAACAAAAAUAAAAUCGUCAUUCUGUAAAAAUUAGGUAAGGCAAUGUAUUCAUUGUGUAUAUAAAUAUUCAAGAAAAUGUACAGUGUAUAUGAUCUUACAGGUCUGAAAUGUGCAGAUUUUUAUUGUACUUUUUAUUAACCACAAUGUGCAAUUUUGAAUUCUGUUGACAGCUUGGGUUUGUAGUAAAAGAUUUAAUCACACGUGCGCACACACAGUCAAUUACAAGUUUAUUGGGAAGCAGUGGUAGUAUAUUAUGUAUCCAAAUUGUUUUCAUACUAGACGAUUACUUUUGAGGGUUCAUAAAAAGCAGUAUGUAUAUACGUGUGUGUGUGUGUGUGUGUAUAUAUGCAUAUAAUACUUUGCCUUGUGAAAUGUAUAGGGGGAAAAAAGAAGUCAUGUACAGAACAACUGGGUUAAAUUAUUUUAAAUUUUUAUUAAAUAAAACUCAUUGAGUUGUGUCAGACAUGUCUCAACUGCUGUAGUUCCCUAACCAGUGGGGUUCAUGGUGCUUAGAAUGGUGGUGCUGGCCCGGGCGGUCUUUUGGAAAAAAGGUGCAGACUACCUGGGGGUCUGCAGUCAUGUGUUGUUAUAACAACCCCAUCUAUUCACUUUCUGUUUUUGAGUCCUGGGACUGAUGUGCCAGUUGGGUUUGGCCUCAUUGUAAAGAAGCUCUCCUUUAUUUUAUUUUUCUUUUGAAAUGUUUGCUGCUGGAAUAAAAAAAAAAGUGUUAAGCAGUCAUGCUAGACUUGCUGCCAGAUUAUCAGUUGACUAGAAAGUUAUUGGCUUCAUAUGUGCAUUGUUCCAUUCUCGAUGUGCUUUGCUGUUUUCUUUUUUCUCUGUUUAAAUUUAAACCAUAAAAAUGUGACACACUAUAUUCCACUGAAGUGUAAUGCAUUCCAGCCAGGUCCAUGCAUAGGUACUGUGGGUUUAUGUAGCACCCGAGCUAGAGUACAAAUAGUCAGAAAUGAGCCCAUUCCAUUUCAUGUUUCAUUUGACAUUAGCCCAACAUUUUAAAAUGAAUUAACACUUACAUAUGUGAGUAGUUAUAAGCCUCACUUUGAGCCAGAAGUGGAAUAUGGGAUUGAUAUUUUCAAAUUCUAUUUCAAAAUGUCCAUCUGUACAUUAUUUUGAUGUUGGCAGUGUUCAUGUUUGCUGCUGACCUGGUUAAUAUGAACUUUAACCAUUUUGUGUAUGUACUGCUCCCUUCACCAGCAGCCCCAUUGCAGAUGUGACCAUGGCUAAAUCUCACCCCCCCUCCCCUUUCGAAUGAGCCCAUUGUACACUGUGUACUGUCCCAGGUGUAAUGUCUGUGUAUAUAUAUUUUUUAAGUUAACAUAUGCUGGUUGAAUUUCCAAUUGGCUAAGAGUGAAUGGCUGUGACCAUUUUGCAGACAUUCACAAGUAUUAUGUGUACAAGAGUAGCGGGAUACAAUAAUCGGAGUUUUUAAAGGGGAUGAUACAGAUGUCCAUUAAAUCAUGAGAACACCUUGUACUUAUUUAACAGUUUUGAAUACUUGAAAUCAAGAUAAAAGUUUCUUUGCAAGACUGAA